Molecule: messenger RNA, 1585 nt
Organism: Prorocentrum cordatum
Lineage: Eukaryota; Dinophyceae; Prorocentrales; Prorocentraceae
Source: the annotation of a GenBank genome assembly
UCCGUACUUAGCCGUUCGGCUCCAGCCGCAACCUGCCCCGGGCAUCCGAGCGAGCCUCCGCCCAGGCCCCCCACACGCCGCCCUGAGGCGCUCCCUCGGAGCCCCUGCCCGCCGAGCAGAGACCAUGGCCUCGCGCGCUCUCGCCAUGCUCGGCUGCACCAGCGGCGCCGCCGCCUUCGUGGCCCCCGGCGGCCCGCAGCCCGCGCCGGCGCUCCGCGCCGCCGCCACGCCGCCGCCGGCGCCGGCGGCGCCGCCCGCGGCCGCGGCGGCGGCGGGGCCCUGGGCGGCGGCGCCCCUCGCGGGCGUGGGCGCCGGGCUCGCGGCGGCGGCGGGCCGGCGCAGGGCCGCGCGCAGGGCGCGGGGCGGCGCCUUCGACCCCUCCGAGCAGGUGGGCGCCACCGCGCCCCUGGGCUACUGGGACCCCGCGGGCUUCUGCAGCGACGGCAAGGAGGAGACCUUCGACGACCUGCGCGGGAAGGAGCUGAAGCACGGGCGCGUGGCCAUGAUGGCGAUCAUCGGCUUCCUGGGCACCGGCGCGGGCUGGCGCUUCCCGUGGACCGAGGGCGUGCCCGACGGGGUGGCCGCCCUGCAGAACGGCGGCGGCCCGUUCCUCGGCAUCUUCUUCCUCAUAUUCGGGUUCUUCGAGCUGAAGAUCAUGGACGACCUCGAGAAGGGCAACAAGCCGGGCAACUUCGGCGACCCGUUCAAGAUGGCCUCGACCGGCCUGCUGGGAGGGUACGACGAGAACUGGCGCAAUUUCGAGCUGAACAACAGCCGCAUGGCGAUGAUCGGCGUGAUCGGCACCAUCGUAGCCAGCGCCUACACGAACCUGGACGUUUACGCGCAGUGGCAAGGAGGCAAGGAGGCUUCCAUCGCUUUCCUCAAGCUGACCCUGCCCUACUCUCCCCCGCGCCGGCGCUCCGCGCCGCCGCCACGCCGCCGCCGGCGCCGGCGGCGCGGCGCCGCCGCGGCCGCGGCGGCGGCGGGGCCCUGGGCGGCGGCGCCCCUCGCGGGCGUGGGCGCCGGGCUCGCGGCGGCGGCGGGCCGGCGCAGGGCCGCGCGCAGGGCGCGGGGCGGCGCCUUCGACCCCUCCGAGCAGGUGGGCGCCACCGCGCCCCUGGGCUACUGGGACCCCGCGGGCUUCUGCAGCGACGGCAAGGAUCGGAGGCGCGUGGCCAUGAUGGCGAUCAUCGGCUUCCUGGGCACCGGCGCGGGCUGGCGCUUCCCGUGGACCGAGGGCGUGCCCGACGGGGUGGCCGCCCUGCAGAACGGCGGCGGCCCGUUCCUCGGCAUCUUCUUCCUCAUAUUCGGGUUCUUCGAGCUGAAGAUCAUGGACGACCUCGAGAAGGGCAACAAGCCGGGCAACUUCGGCGACCCGUUCAAGAUGGCCUCGACCGGCCUGCUGGGAGGGUACGACGAGAACUGGCGCAAUUUCGAGCUGAACAACAGCCGCAUGGCGAUGAUCGGCGUGAUCGGCACCAUCGUAGCCAGCGCCUACACGAACCUGGACGUUUACGCGCAGUGGCAAGGAGGCAAGGAGGCUUCCAUCGCUUUCCUCAAGCUGACCCUGCCCUACUCUCCGUGA